CAAACACACUUCGCGGUUCAAAUUCAAAAUCCCUUUUUUCUUUGUAUUCAAUGAAAUCCAAAAUAUCUCAAAUAUGAAUACUUAUAUAAUAUACUUAUUAAUAAUAAAAAACUCAUUUGAGUUUCAUUUUUAUUGUUAAUUUUUUAUUUUGGAUUUCAGUUAUGGAAGCAACUUCAACAUGCUUCUUCUGUGGUAGAAUUCCAUCAAAAUCGAAACUUUCUUCAUCUUCUUCAUUUGGCUCAUUUUGUUUAUUAACAAAAAACAAUGUUAACACAAUCAUGUGCACACGUUCAUUCAAAACAACACCUCACAAUCGUGUCAUUCAAAACGUUAACGAAACAAAGCUUCCGAGUAGUAACACAAAAAGAAGGAGAAGAAGAAGAACAAGAAAUGGUGUAGGAGUGGAAGAACAACAAGAACAAAGGGAAAUUGAAACACCCUUUGAGAAUAUGAACAAGAGGAGUGUUGUUGAUGUGAAUGUUAAUGGUGACCCAAUUGGCUGGAAAGAUGUUGGAAAAAGUGUUGUUUGUUGGAUUCGUGAGAGUAUGAAAUCGAUGGCUUUUGAUUUUGCUUCUGCUGAGUUACAAGGGGAUAAUGAUUUUUUUGAGAUGAAGCAAAAAAUGGGACCUGGUCUUACUUUUGUUAUUCAAGCUCAACCUUAUUUGAAUGCUGUUCCUAUGCCACUUGGACUUGAAGUUAUGUGUUUGAAGGCUUGUACUCAUUAUCCUACUCUCUUUGAUCAUUUUCAAAGAGAGUUGCGUGAUGUUCUUCAAGAUAUGGAGAGUAAAUUGUUGGUUCAAGAUUGGCGUGAAACUCAGUCUUGGAAAUUGCUUAAGGAACUUGCUAAUUCAGCUCAGCAUAGGGCAGUUGCAAGGAAGAUAACACAGCCCAAAAUUGUACAAGGAGUUUUAGGAAUGGACAUAGAAAGAGUCAAAGUGAUACAGCAUAGGAUUGAUGAAUUCACCAACAACAUGUCAGAACUUCUCAAUAUUGAAAGGGAUGUUGAAUUGGAGUUUACUCAAGAGGAAUUGGAUGCUGUGCCUAAACCAGAUGACACUUCUGAUCCAUCGAAACCGAUCGAGUUCUUGGUUAGUCAUAGCCAGCCUCAGCAAGAACUUUGUGAUACCAUUUGUAACUUACAGGCCAUCAGUACCUCUACAGGAUUGGGGGGAAUGCAUUUGGUGUUAUUCAAGAUUGAAGGAAACCACCGAUUACCACCAACUACUCUUUCGCCCGGAGAAAUGGUUUGUGUGAGAACGUGUGACAGCAAGGGUGCAGUUACAACUUCUUGCAUGCAAGGAGUUGUAGACAAUCUUGGAGAUGAUGGAUAUAGUAUUACUGUUGCUUUAGAGUUACGCCAUGGCGAUCCUACAUUCUCUAAACUGUUCGGGAAGAAUGUGCGCAUCGAUCGUAUUCAAGGACUGGCUGAUACACUUACCUAUGAGCGCAAUUGUGAAGCUCUAAUGCUGCUUCAGAAGAAUGGUUUACGAAAGAAAAAUCCAUCAAUUUCCGUUGUUGCUACACUCUUUGGAGAUGGUGAAGAUAUUGCAUGGCUUGAGAAGAAUGAUUUGGCCGACUUUGCAGAAGAAAAAACGAAUGAAACCUUAGGAAGUGAAUCCUAUGAUAAAACUCAGCAGAGAGCAAUUGCAUUGGGGUUGAAUAAGAAGAGGCCAUUAUUGGUUAUCCAAGGACCUCCUGGUACAGGCAAAACCGGUUUACUCAAGCAACUUAUAGCAUGCGCUGUCGAGCAAGGCGAAAGAGUUCUUGUUACAGCACCUACUAAUGCAGCUGUCGAUAACAUGGUUGAAAAGCUUUCAAAUGUUGGAUUAAAUAUCGUUCGAGUUGGAAAUCCAGCCCGAAUAUCAAAAACAGUAGGAUCGAAGUCUUUAGGAGAAAUUGUGAAUGCGAAGCUUGCAAGUUUUCGCGAAGAGUAUGAGAGAAAAAAGUCUGAUCUAAGGAAAGAUCUAAGGCAUUGUUUAAAGGAUGAUUCAUUAGCUGCAGGCAUACGUCAACUUCUGAAACAGUUGGCAAGGUCUCUAAAGAAAAAGGAAAAGCAGACGAUAAAUGAAGUUCUAUCGAGUGCUCAAGUUGUGCUUGCCACCAAUACAGGAGCAGCUGAUCCUUUGAUUCGAAGGCUGGAUGCUUUUGACUUAGUUGUCAUAGAUGAAGCUGGACAGGCAAUUGAACCGUCUUGCUGGAUUCCUAUAUUGCAGGCGAAACGAUGUAUUCUUGCUGGUGAUCAAUGCCAACUAGCUCCUGUUAUAUUUUCUAGAAAGGCGUUAGAAAGCGGUCUUGGAAUAUCGCUACUGGAGAGAGCUGCAACUCUGCAUGAAGGAGUUCUCACUACAAGAUUAACAACACAAUACCGUAUGAAUGAUGCCAUUGCAAGUUGGGCUUCAAAGGAGAUGUAUGGAGGAUUGUUGAAGUCUUCUAAGAGUGUCUUUUCUCAUCUUCUUGUAGACUCUCCUUUUGUUAAGCCUACAUGGAUAACACAAUGCCCUCUGCUAUUGCUCGACACUCGAAUGCCGUAUGGAAGUCUAUCCGUUGGUUGUGAAGAGCAUCUAGAUCCAGCCGGAACAGGCUCAUUGUAUAACGAAGGAGAAGCUGAUAUAGUCUUGCAGCAUGUAUUUUCCUUAAUUUAUUCUGGUGUUAACCCAGCUGCUAUUGUAGUUCAAUCCCCUUAUGUUGCUCAAGUUCAACUUUUGAGGGACAUGCUUGAUGGGUUUCCAGAAGCAGCCGGUACCGAAGUUUCUACAAUCGAUAGUUUUCAAGGUCGGGAAGCCGAUGCUGUAAUUUUAUCAAUGGUACGAUCAAACACAUUGGGAGCCGUUGGAUUCCUUGGUGAUAGCAGAAGAAUCAAUGUUGCCAUCACAAGAGCGAGAAAACAUUUAGCUGUAGUUUGUGACAGCUCAACUAUAUGCCAUAAUACGUUCCUAGCAAGACUUAUGCGCCAUAUUCGACACUUUGGUAGGGUGAAGCAUGUUGAACCAGAUAGUUUUGGAGGAGGGUUUGGACUUGGGAUGAAUCCAAUAUUACCUUCUAUUGAUUAGUGUUGUAAAAGUGGCAUGAAACAAUCAAAUUAGAAAUGCCUAAGCAAUUGUUUGGGGGGAUUUUUUUUUUUGUGGGGGAGUAUUUAUAGAAUGGUUUUUUCACUUGGUCAAUACUUGUAUAGCAAUUUAUAAAUUCAAAACUUGUGUAUCAAGUAAUACUCAUGCAUGAAAAUUAUGGAAGAAAACUUCCACAAUAAUUGUAACAUAUGACAAUGUAUAUUCAUUAUUAUCAUUCUGUGAAUUGAACUACAGAUGCAAGCGUUAUGCUUGCAAUAUAA
This is a messenger RNA of Cicer arietinum (chickpea), 3328 nucleotides long. RefSeq names its product DNA polymerase alpha-associated DNA helicase A. The record is from RefSeq and is a predicted model, not a curated record. Lineage: Eukaryota; Viridiplantae; Streptophyta; Magnoliopsida; Fabales; Fabaceae. Gene Ontology annotation, molecular function: 5'-3' DNA helicase activity.